Molecule: messenger RNA, 1674 nt
Organism: Psilocybe cubensis
Lineage: Eukaryota; Fungi; Basidiomycota; Agaricomycetes; Agaricales; Agrocybaceae
Exons: 11
Coding region: 1-1674 (557 amino acids)
Molecular function (GO): iron ion binding; heme binding; oxidoreductase activity, acting on paired donors, with incorporation or reduction of molecular oxygen
Source: RefSeq, a predicted model, not a curated record
AUGGCUCCAUUGUCUUACACCGACACACUAUUAGCAAUCGUCGGCGCCAGUGUAGCCGUGCAUCUUACUUACAAGAAGUUUGAAUCAUACGAGCCCAUUGUUGCCUUUGGUUUACUUGUCCUAGUCCCAUCUGCACUUUCGGCUCUUUACCUACCGCACGCAGUCAGCUUGGCAUGGGCGGCGCUUACCGUGUUUCCCCUCUUUUGGACCUCCCUGCUUACAUCUAUACUCAUCUACCGUCUCUCUCCUUGGCACCCACUGGCUCAAUAUCCCGGACCACUGCUGUGCAAAGUGUCCAAAUUCUACCUCGCGUUCCGUUCACUCAAUGGAAAGCAGUAUAUCUAUUAUGAUCAACUACACGAGAAAUAUGGCAAUGUCGUCAGAAUUGGUCCCAAUGAGCUUUCGAUAUGCGAUGCAAACGCUAUACAACCCCUCUUAGGCAACACUGGCUUGCCUAAAGGCCAAUUUUGGGAUGGGAGGAUUCCCGAAUCGGAGGUCGUGAAACCCUUGAUUGCCAUUCGCGACAAGACAGAGCACACCCGUAGAAGGCGUCCAUGGACCAGGGCUUUCAGCACUAAUGCCUUGAAAGGAUAUGAAGAAUUGGUCGUUAAAAGGUCAACACAGCUCGUAGACUCCCUAGCCGCCGAGAAAGGCGUCACGAACCUCGCCAAAUGGAUUUCUUUCUUCACAUAUGAUAUUAUGAGCGACCUCGCUUUUGGAGGAGGAUCAGAAAUGAUGGCGCAAGGUGAUGUUACUGGACUUUGGCACUUGUUGGAAGGAGGUCAAAAGAAUGCAGUAUUUAUGAGCCACGUUCCAUGGCUAGGCCGGCUCUUUUUCCGAUACCCUAAAUUUGCAGCGGAACUCAAGGCCUUCCGUGCGCACGCUCGGUCUCGAGCUGUGGUAAGAAAAAAUGAGGGGUCUGCAUACAAGGAUAUUUUCCACCACUUGAUGGACGAAGAUGGCGUUGCUUCCGAGCGCCCCACCGCUGUUGAGGUGACCAGCGAUGGCGGUCUUGCCAUCAUUGCUGGAUCUGACACGACAUCAAGCGCCAUGACGCAUUUGUUUUUCUUCCUGAUGUGCAAUCCGACGGCAUACAAACGCUUGCAGGCUGAAGUCGAUCAGCUCGGUAAUGAUGUCCUAGAUACCACAAAACAUGCACAUAUGCCUUACCUAAACGCCGCAAUCAAUGAAGCCAUGCGAUUACUUCCUCCAAUUUUGGGAGGAUCACAACGCACACCUGAUAAAGGUAGUGGUGGCAGAAUGCUUGGCUCAUAUUUCCUGGCUGAAGGCAACAGCGCGUUUAUUCCCACUUACAGCCUACACCGGGAUCCUCGAAACUUUUCUCCUGCCACCGACGCUUUCUACCCUGAGCGAUGGUUCUCGGAAGAAAAGAGGAUCAAUCUUGAACCAAAAGUUUUCGGAAAUCCGUCAGAGUUUAUCCAUAACUCAGCGGCUUUCAUUCCCUUCUCACUGGGUCCCACCAAUUGUGCGGGUAAAAAUCUGGCAUACAUGGAGAUGCGUAUGGUAAUUUGCAUGAUUAUGCAACAACUAGACUUGAGGUUUCAAGACGGUUACGACCCAAGUAACUGGCAAGUUGACAUGCUGGACUACUUUGUUACGCUUAAAGGUGUGCUCCCCGUGAUUGUCACCCCUCGUAAAGGGUCUAGAUACUAG